Molecule: messenger RNA, 1794 nt
Organism: Mesorhabditis belari
Lineage: Eukaryota; Metazoa; Nematoda; Chromadorea; Rhabditida; Rhabditidae
Source: the annotation of a GenBank genome assembly
AUGACUGCAAGAAUCUCAGGAAUCAAGCGGAGCAAAGGAUCAACAAGGCGCUCAUCGAGGAGACGUCCAAGCUUUCGUCCUCGUCAUUCCACUAGACACCAUCACAAUCGUGAAACUGCCAGUCGGCGCCGGUCAAGGUCCCGUCCAUCGCGGAGACAUUUGAGCUCUCGUUCAUUCCGUCAUUCCAAUCGCCAUCAUCGCGACCGUGGAACUACCAGUAGACGCCAAUCUGCUUCAAGGUCUCCUCCAUCCACUCAUCGCGAUCAUGGAUCCUCCAGCCAUCGCCGAGAUCCUCGAGCUUUUUCAAGACACUCACAUCGCUCAAAAGAACAUGCUUCAAAGAAGCGCGCACGAAGAUCGUCAAGGAAAGAGCCCAGAGGAUCGACAAAUCGCCAAUCAACUCUUGUUGAAAAACCGCCAAAGCGUUCCUAUCGCACACGCCGCCAUUCUGCAACAAAACGUCCAAGAGAAACAUCCAAAGAAGCACCACAACAGCAAUGCCUUUCCCUUUCAUCAAGCACUUCGAAUCCUUCAAGGCGACUACCGAAUGAUGAUUGCGAAAGGUGCGGGAUUGAUCAAGAAUCUCGAAAGAAGUAUUGGCGGGCUAGUCGAAUGGAUACAGCAAGGAGUGGUCUCGCCAUUCUACAAAUCCUGCUCGAGUUCUAUCUUCUUUGUCACCUCGUUUAUUGGCUAUGGCUUUCGUACCAAUGGAACGAUAUGCAACGAGCUCGCUCCUUUCUGCUUGUCGAAUCCGUCUUUGGCAUCAUUUUGUUUGUGAUCACCGCAAUGAUGCUCACCUUCCCAUAUACAGUCUAUUACAUCUUCAGUGUGAUCCUUCAUCUUGGACUUUGCACUGGGUCAAUGUUCGGCGCUGCCUUCGAAUUUUACAUGCAUGGAUUCUGCAAUGAACUUACUAUCUCGCAAUGUGCCAACACAGCGUUUUUCCCAUGGACUGCACUGAAUGCUCAAGCGGUUAAAAUUCGUCAAAGUGGCCUCUUCUUCUACCAAGUGAUCAAUAUUUUACAAGGAUUUUUCGCGAUUGUUGUCGGAUUGAUUGGCCUCUACGUCUACUUGAAUAGUCUCACCCGUUUGUGCAAGAGUCGAGAAGGAGCCACUUUGAUUGAGCGAAUGAAGGCCCAUUUGCGUGAGGGACGAGUGUGCAAUAACGUUCGACCGGUGAAAAGCAAUACACGAUCGCUGGAAAGGGGUGCGCGAAGAACCAACGGCACUACAAAAACGCUCAUCCAAGCAACAAACCAACAAGUGGUCGUUGAACAAGUUGAAAACGAAGUCAACGAAUCGCCUCAUCGACGAAUGACACGGACGGCGGUGAGCAACAAUGUGCCCCAUCAAUGGGUGAAAACGGUGAGCCGCUAUUCGGAAGUCGGACCGAAUGACGACAAAUGGACACGAGUUUGCAUGGGAAACGAGACAAACGAUCGGAUUUGCUCGCUUUGCCCCCGACGUCUCGGACAAGAUAAAGCUACGGGCGGCAAUAAAGGAAACGUUCCAACUAGUGCCCUCACCUUGGAGUCCAAACAAAAUACUAACAAGACAGCGUCGACCAAUGUACCGCAAUUACCCCAGAUCAAGACUACGGAGAUGACUACAGGUGACGCAUCAAAUUCCCGUGCCGUGCUAAAGACUGUAGCUGUUUGUUUGCCUGUGGACAAUCACAACAUCACCAAGAUGACGCCACAUGUCUCGCCGAUGAAAUAUCUGGAACAUCUUGAAGCAAACGGAUGCUUAUUAGACAAGCCUAGCCAAUACGCCUACACGAAGGAUGAGAAAAAG